AUGAACCCCCAGGCCGGAGGCCAAAGCGCGGGCCCAACCCUGCAAGCGUUUGGUCUGCCAUCUGGUUCAUUCCCAGUCCAAGGGGCUGGUGGUGUUCAGGUGUCUGCUGGUAUGGAGUGCGAACAGGCCCGUGGUUUGGCGGACCCGGUUGAUACAUUGCUGAGUCGCAUCAUCGUCCGUCCGGGAGACCUGCCGGUUAAAGCGGCGUCCGGGAGACCUGCUGAGAGUCCCACUUCUAAAGACCCGGCCGCAGACUUCAAGAAGCUUGCACGGCUGAGGCCGGUGUCGCGACGGUUUAACCAGCUUGCUUUGCAGGUGGAAGGGGUCGUCUGCGUGCUGAAUGCAGCCAGGACAAUGGACGCACGGCUCCUGUUCUUCCUGCAAGAGGCAGAGGAUCUGAGAAGGAUGAACCUGAUCUGCAAGCGGAAAGGUACUACCCUUAUGACCAUCUCUGGUGGUCUGCUCGCAGGGGCGCUGAAUUCCACUCCAAAGCUGGAACGCUUCCGCCUGACUUAUGGUGAUCUAGGAAAUGAGGCUGACGAGCUGACACAACAGCUGUUCAGGGCUCUGUCUAGGUGCCCUUUGCUCAAGUCCAUUGAGCUUGUGCGCUGCAGAGUUCCUAUCUGGAGCCCUGUGCGCAACCUGACGCCUUUUCUCCAUCUGAAAGCACUGGCCCUGACAAACUCGUUAUCGAUCACCAGAGCUGCAAUGGACCACUUGCUACAUCAGGUGGCUCCGGCUUUGGAGAAGCUGACAAUCAGAGGACUUUGUGGUGUUGCAAGCUUGAGGGUGGAGUCGCAAACUCUUACUGCUCUUGUGCUUGACAACGCCACAUCAAACGAAAUAUUGACAAAACUGGAAAUAGACACGCCACGCUUGAAAAGGCUGCACCUGCCUGACAGCCGGGAGACAUGCAUCAAUGCUCCAGAGUUGUGCAAUCUGCACUUCCAACGGGCGCCAGAAGGACCAAUUCAUGGAUCCACGCCCUGGAAGGUGAGAGAACUGAGGCUGUCCAACACGUGGAAAGAGGAGCCCUUUCUCCAGGUGCUACAGCUUUCAAGGGACCUAGAAAUACUUGAUCUCGAGGAUGUGGCAUUCGAAAAUAGCAACAUCGAGAAAGCCGCAGAGAUCCUCAUGUACCUGCGGAGAUUGAAGACAUUGGAUACGAGCAUCAGGCUUUUGGAAGCCCUUGUAGAUCAGUCCUCAGAGAGGAUCGUGUCGCUGUCGUUUAGGAACCUCUUGAAGCUGGUGGUAGAUGCUACUAGUAUGGAGGAAGUACAUUUCUGCGUCAAGAUUGCUGAGGCAAGCCAAGUGCUCACACACUUGAAAAUCGACCUGAGAGGUGUAAACGGUCCCCUAGUCAACAUGGUAACAAGCUUCCUGAAUCUGCAAAAGCGAAAGCCAAGACUUACAAUAGUCGUGGAGGAGCCGCGCUUGAUAAGCAUUGAGAACUCGAACAAUUGA
Klebsormidium nitens is the source of this 1464-nucleotide messenger RNA. The record is from the annotation of a GenBank genome assembly. NCBI's taxonomy places the organism in Eukaryota, Viridiplantae, Streptophyta, Klebsormidiophyceae, Klebsormidiales, Klebsormidiaceae.